Molecule: messenger RNA, 5380 nt
Organism: Arachis ipaensis
Lineage: Eukaryota; Viridiplantae; Streptophyta; Magnoliopsida; Fabales; Fabaceae
Product: WPP domain associated protein
Source: RefSeq, a predicted model, not a curated record
UGCCGCUGGCCAAUGGAAAAAAAUUUUCGACACUUAUUUAAACUUAACCAAUCCAAAUUGAUUGGUGCCCGAAGAAAUUUACUUUUUGGUUGUACCAACAGAAACUUUGUACAAAUAGUGUCAUUGUAGGAAUAUCUGGCCCCAAAAUAAAAAUAUGUAAAAGAGCCCAUAACGUUUUUCCUUUGGGCUUUGAUCCUUUCUACAAAAACGAGUUUCUUUUAGUGUUUGGCCCAAAACCAAAGUACAAAAUCCAAAUCGAGAAACAGAAGGGGUAAAAUCGUAAAAGGACCAGUAUUUAAUUAGAAGAAUUAUGAAUAAAAUGGAAAAAUAAUUUCACACUUGUCAAUUGCGAUAGCAUAAAGCAUAUCUUGAGCUAAGAAAGGAUCUGAAAAAAGAGAAAAAGAGAUGCAUCUAUGGCCAUCGAAGAAUCUGAGAGAUUCCUUCAAGCUCUCAUACAUAAAGAGGCUCGAAUGGAACCACCACAGAAUGCAACAACAGAAACAGCAGCAGAAGCAGAAGCAGAAGCUUUUGGAUGAUGAGAAUCAGCAGCAGGUGCAGGUGGAGGUGGACGGUGACUCAGCAUCCCAAAACGACGGCGUUUCCUUUGCUUCCAUGUGCCAAGACCUCAUCUUGCUCCUCUCUUGCUGCUACUGUUGCUUCUGCUGCGGUGCAUGCGUUGAAGAGAAAUAAGCAGUUACUCCUUGCUGGCCUUCUAUUUGUUCAAAGUACAGGGACCAAAUUCUUGAAGCGUCUUGUCGGUUUUCUUGUAAUAUUCAGAUUACAUCAUACCAUACACUAUACAGUGUACUAAAUACAUAAUUGUGGUGUGACAAAUUUGUAAAUAAUGGGAUAAGUUUUUGUCGUUGUUGUAGCAAGUGAUCUAUUUGAUUUUUGUUUUGUUUUUAUUUUUUAAUCUUUUUUUUUUAUUUUUUAAUCUUUUACAACUUCUCGCAUUAUGCUUGAGGCAUUCCCUCGGGUUUUAACAACUUGCUUAAAUUAGUGAUAAGAAAACAACUAAUGUUCUUUUAGUAAUUAUAUAAACCAUUGAUGCCUACUAAACGCCAAUAUGUGGAGUUGAAAUCCAUUUUGGUCCCUGAAAUUUUCGACCGGCUCCAAUUUCGACCCCCAAAUUUAUAGUUACCCAAUUAACAUCCUCAAAUAUUAGAUUGUAUUCCAGGUUUGUCCCCUGUAGCUAUCUCCAUUAACGGAGAUCUGAUGUGGCACGUUAAGUUGACAAAGUGUGUAUUCACGUAGCACCCAACUUGUCAGAAUGGAUGUGUGAUGAGUGAAUGACGUGGCAAAAGUUGAAUGAAUUCAAUUUCUCUAGCAAAGUCUUGAACAUAUUGGGAAAAGAGGGUUGCAAAUUGAGUUCAUUCAACUUUUGUCACAUCAUUCACUUAUCACACAUCCAUUCUAGCAAGGUGGGUGUCACGUGGAUACACACUCUGUCAAUUUAACGUGUCACAUAAGAUCUAGAUAGCUACGGGGGCAAGCGUGGGGCACAAUCCAAUAUUUGGGGGUGUUAAUUGGGUAACUAUAAAUUUGGGGGUGGAAAUUGAGGCCGAUCGAAAAUUUCAAGGGCCAAAACGGUUUCAACUCCCAAUAUGUGUUGCAGGAAUCAAAUGUACUCACGUAUGUAUAUAAUGAGAGAAAUAUCAUUGGAUGUAAUUACACCGUUAUUUUAUAUGUUCGUGAUCUUGAUAAAGAUUCUAUAUGGAAUUCGAAAUAUUAAGGAAUAAGGACUCUUCUUCUUUUACAAAAAUAACCGAAUCUCCUAUUUAUAGACAUAGUCACAGAUAUUAACCUCAUGAUUCACAGGCUAAUGAUAUUUAUUGUGAAAAUGUAAUUAAAAAUUAGCUAAGAAUAAUGAAAAGAAAAUGUGAGAAAUAACAUAAAAUGCUUUGGUAACCUUAUGUGGUCAUUAUUUAACAUGAUAAUUACUUAACACGCAGUGGAAGCUCCUUAAAGCAUGGCUAGAGACAUGGUAAUAACUAUGCAAUGCUGUUGAAAGGGUCAGUUGGGGAUUUCAGAUCUAUUUUGCAGUUUAUGCACUGUUUUCUUUGUUGAUUACAGUUUACAAGUGCCUUAUGGUGUGCAUGUUCUUGAAGAAAUGGAUGAGAUUGUUGGACACAUUGAAGGCAGAUAUGACGUAUCAUUGGCAGACUCCACCAUGAUGUGGAUUGUGCAAUACGGCAUGAACAAAGCUCAAGAAAGGAUGAAGACGAAAACCGGAGUCAUCGAACGCUUGAAUGAGAUAUCAAAGUUCUAUGAAUUGGCAGUGAUGCAGCUUGAAGGAUGCCUCAACAUUGUUAAAGCUGGGACAGAAAACAAGUCUCUAGAAAGCAAUCAUGAAGAAGUACUUGAAGAGCUAAGAGAAAUCAAAGAUCGCCUCCAAGGUCGCCUCGAGGAAUCUGAAUUGGCCAUAUCAGAGAAGGACAGAGAGUUGACAGAGCUUAAAGAAAGAGGGCCAAUGUCUCCGUCUUCCGGCCCUGGAACUGGGACAGCUACAAGUCCAACUUAUGAGAAUGAUCAAACAACAAGAAACAAGCAUAGUAAGGGUGAUGUCCAAGAAUUAAGGACUUGUAUGGAUCAACAUAUCCAAAACAUGAAACAAAGAGUUGAAACAAAACAUGGCAAGUCAGGUGAGGCAUCACAGCGUGGCAUCGACAGGAAAAAGAUCGAAGAGAUGGGUUCAGACAUUGGAAUACUAAAGCAGACUAUGGAUCUUGCUUUUACCAAGAUGCAGAGUGCUCUUGUCUUGUGUGAGAUGAGGCCAAAGGAGAGGCAAUGGAAGUUGGCAAUUGAAAAAGAUGUUAUGUCUAUUUUGAUUAGAAGUUUCUUGAGGGAGUUUCAAGAGAAUGCUGAUGCAAAAGAGAGGAAGAAAGAGGAUCAGGUUCUGAAACAUUGGCAGGAGCAUUAUUGGCCACAAAUGAUGAAUGAGGUUACAUGUCUGCAGUAUGAACUUGCCAAUUUGAAUGAAACAUGUGCUGAGGAUUCUGACUGCUCGGCGCUUUCUUCGCCAACCAAGGCUUCCCAGGACGAAGGAUGUUUUGAAAAGCCAAGGUCUCCUAAGAAGGUGGAUGAGGCAAAGCCACCAAAAGUGGAAGAGAAUGAAGAUGGGAGUAACAUUGUUGCUAAACUGAUAAAGAGUCAUGAGUCUAUUAUUCGCAGAACGAAAGAAGAAAUGAAACUGAGUAAGCUUGGACUUGCACAAGACAAGAAGGCCUCAUCCUCCAAAAUAAGAAGGGAACGCCUCAAAGAAAGAAUCCGUGCCGUUAUAGAAAGAUUGGAUAAUCUUACAGAUAGGAAUGAUGAGAUGAGUGAAUCUUUUCGUGAAAGCAAAACGCUUCCACGGAGGAGGUUAUCCGAAAUAUAUGAGACUGAUAUAGUUAACAAGGAUACUGAUCACUGGGAAAGCACCUGGGAGAAUGAAAUUGGAGUAUUCAAUGCAGAAAAAGGACAGUUGUUAACAACAGAAAAGAGAUAUAACACAAUGGCAAGGUCAAAAGCACAAGGCAUUCAUGGUUCUGUAGGUAAAGGUAUGGUGGAAGAAUUUAAUAGUAUAUCAUAUAGUUCUGUCAUUGAGAUGCUAAUACAGGAGAGUGUUUUUAAAUGCUACUUAAUUAAUCAGUGGAAUGAAUAUACCGAAGAAAAUAUCAUUGAAAGGAAGAUUAGUGAUGAUAUAAUUCGGGUUCUCUUCUCUGAGGUAGCUAAGGAUAUCAGUUCUAAUCCAGAAUUUGCCUUAACCAAGUGCCAGUGUGGUAAAGCUGAGGAAUAUGGUGUACAAGUACAACGUUCGACGUGUAGUAACCAAGAGGAUGAAAUAGAAUGCACCAUAAGGGAGGAUAUAUGCUCGCUUAUGUUUAGGAAAACUUGUGAGGAAUUCAACACAGUAAUGGAAGGCUGUAAUGUUGACAGCACAGUAAGAGAAGAAAUAUAUUGGAUUGUUUCUGCAGAAACGAUGAAAAGUUUCGCAGAUAUAGCCAGUUAUGCUUCAAGAGAGAAAAGUGAUAACAACACCAGUCUUGUAGAUCAGUUACAAUUUAUAAUUACAGAAAGUAUUCUGAAGGAAGAUGUUAGCAUGGUUGUCUUCAAAGCCAUGCUUAAGGAGUGGAAGAAUGAGGCAGAAAACUACUACAUGGAGAACUUGAUAAGGGAGCAGAUACACCAAUUCAUAAUGGUUGAGACACUAAUUGAUGCUAUUCUGUUAUCCAUGGAAGUCAAAUCACAAGGUCAUUACAACAUAAGUGGAGAUAAUUAUCCUACUGUGAUGCUAAAUCAAGUUCUGGCAACACAAGGAGAAGAGAACAUGACCAUUGUAUUGCUAGAGUCUCUACUUAGAUGUUUUGAAGCUGGAGAGACUCUGCUGCUAUGUGCACAAUCGGAGAUCAAUGAACACAGCAAACAACUGGACUUGGGUUCUGAAUAUGGUGACCUACAUGAGCAUGAAAUAUUUGAAGAUUUGAUAACUGGGGAGGAAAGAACUUUCUUUUCACUAAAUAGCAAGGUAGAAAAUGUCUUGCAACAAUUAGGUAUAAGCAAGGCACUUCUAAGGGAGUUAGGCAGCAACUUAGGCCACAGACUAAGCAACUCAGAAAGCUUUCAUCAUCACACGUCAUCUAUUGAAGAAGAGUAUCUGCAUCCUGCUUCUUCAGUUUUCUUGCCCCUCUUGAAUCUUUCACGAACAUUUCCGGAAUUUGAGGUGAUGGUAAGCCAAAACUUACAGAUGAUGACUGUGAGAUUGGAAAAGAUGAAGUGUUGUUUAGAUUCGGUUAUUGAGUUAGUUGAUAGCUUGAGAAACAAACAAUUGCUUUACCAAAAGGCCUUCAUCAGAAGGUGCCAGAAUCUCCAAGAUGCUGAAGCUGAGGUUGAUCUUCUUGGUGAUCAAGUGGAAGAACUGCUAACAUUACUUGAGCAGAUAUAUGUAACACUUGCUCUGCAUGCACCAACUUUGCAGCAGUACUUUGAGGUCUCUAACAUUUUGGAACUAAUAAAAGCAGAACUGAUAAGAGGAGCAUCUCAGACACUUGCAAGUGUAAACUAGAGAAUAGUGACUUUAACAAUGAGUACCAAUGUAUUGUGCUCGCUAUAGAAAGUAACUGAAAAAGUGAUUGUACUUUAUAUUUUGUUUUGCAACAGUGAUAAAAGUGUAUAAUCAUUAAGAUAACAUUGUAUCAUAAUACCAUUUAUGAAUAGAAUUAAAAGUUGUAUAAAACACUUUAUGAUACAAGUGAGGGUCUCCCCAAUAGUGGAAUUAAUUACUGCAGUUUAAGUGACCUUUCUUUGAAUAGAGAAUCCAACAAAUUGUAGCGGAAUAUACAAGAAAUGAUCUUAAGAUUACAAAGGAAUGCAACAAAAGAAAGUUACAAGACCCUUUGAA